This is a messenger RNA of Hemibagrus wyckioides, 2596 nucleotides long. RefSeq names its product sulfotransferase family 5A, member 1 (gene sult5a1). Gene Ontology annotation, biological process: sulfation. The transcript is spliced from 8 exons. Gene Ontology annotation, cellular component: cytoplasm. Gene Ontology annotation, molecular function: sulfotransferase activity. Bases 460 to 1371 code for a protein of 303 amino acids. NCBI's taxonomy places the organism in Eukaryota, Metazoa, Chordata, Actinopteri, Siluriformes, Bagridae. The record is from RefSeq and is a predicted model, not a curated record.
AAACUUAUGUAAACUAAUCUUUUCUGUUUUGGCUCAGACUGCGUUGCCAUACAGGGCUGUCACGUGAUGAACAAAAUGACUCGAACCGAAGGCGCUGGAGACGAAUCAUUCUGUCGGGUAUACAGGAGACGGCAUGGCAUAGCUCAGUUUAGGAUGUUACGUGACAAAAGAACGAACUCGACCCAAAAAAAGAGGUGAGGUGAUGAAGUAACAGACUGCAUAGCCUCAAGACACAGGUGAGGAUUCUUUCAAGAUGCACUCGGUGGACAUGGAGCUGGAGGCUGUGGAGAAGCAGAUCCGCGACCUACAGGUGAAGCAGGCCCAGCUGAGACAGCGGAAAGCCGCGAUGGAAUCUUCCCAGCUGAUGCUCACCUGUCCCAGAAACACAAGUACACGUCGACAGACACUCAUGCUCAGCGAGUGAGAGAGAGAGGGAGAGAGAGUGAGAGAGAGAGAGAGAUGGCUCGGCUGGAUGUUACAGAGACUUUUAAGGGCAUCACUUUUCCUGGACACUUGCACACUCAGGAAUCCCUUCUCUAUGCUACCAAGUUUAACUUUCAAGAUACAGACAUUUUGAUUGUCACCUUCCCCAAAUCAGGGACAACAUGGAUGCAAGAAAUUGUCACACUGGUAUCAUGCAAAGGAGAUCCAGUAAAAUCUCAAACUCAGCCUAACUGGGUACGAGCCCCAUGGAUUGAGCAGUACUACUGCCCUGAUGUCCUGAAGGCUUCACAAGGACCUCGAGUCCUCACUACUCAUCUGCCAUACAAACUACUGGCUCCUGCACUCCAAGGCUCCAAGGCAAAGGUCAUAUAUGUUGCAAGAAACCCUAAAGAUGUCAUAGUAUCUUAUUACUUCUUCCACAAAAUGGCAAAUUUCCUAAAUGACCCUGGCCCAUUCUCCGAGUUUCUGAGCUCUUUUCUGGAUGGAACAGUGCAUUAUGGGUCUUGGUUUGAUCAUGUGAAAGGAUGGACCGGCAAUUCAAGAAACAUUGAGAACUUUCUGUACAUCACAUAUGAAGAAAUGUGGGAGGACCUGCGUGGUUCCCUGGAGAAAGUGAGCCGGUUCUUGCAGUGCCCCCUGCUGGAGCAAGAGUUGAUCAGCGUUCAGAAGACCUGCAGCUUCAACACCAUGAGCGAGAACAACAUGGUGAACUACACCCUGGUUCCUCAGGAAAUCAUGGAUCACAGCAAGGGGAGGUUCAUGAGGAAAGGUGAAAUCGGAGACUGGGUCAACACUUUCUCCAAGGAGCAAAGUCACAACUUUGAUGUAGUGUUUGCUUCCAAGAUGGCGGACUCCCUUCUGACAUUUGUGUGGGAGGCAAAAAAAUCCUGUGUAGACUCGGAGAUCUUACCACUUUGCCCUACAUGAAACAGUGCCUUCUUUUUUUUUAAUGUCUUGUCACAUUUUCCUGUUAAUCAUUCCAUGCAUUACUGUUUUCACGUAUGUUAAUUUAUUUUCUACUGUUGUCAAGAGGAAGCAUAGCAACCACUUUGCACUUUUUCAGAUUUAUCCUCACAUGGACUCAUUUUUGCUGUUAAAUAUGUUCACUACAUUUGAAAAAGAUAUUCAGAUUUGGGUGGCACAGUAGGUACUAUUUACUGCCUCACAGAUCCAAAGUUCCUGGUUUGAUCCUGAUCUUCAGUUACACUCUGUGUGAGGUUUCACAUGUGGGUUUGUUUCCACCUUCCAAAAACAUGUCAGGUGGUGGAUACACUAAAUUGUCCCAAGGCUGGUGGGAGACUCUGAAUGUUGCAUCCAUGCUGUAUUCAUGUACACACUUUUUCCAGGAUCCAGAACAACCGUAAAAAGGAUGAAACAGUGACUCAAUGAAUGAAUAUUCGUUAAAGUUCAAGCCUACACAGUUUGCCAUUUUCUUCCAGCACAUCAAACACAUCUUUGGACAAUUGUAAAAUGGCGUGAUCUCUACAUUAUCUUCCUCCAACAACUGAACUCUGUCUAUUAUCAAUGAGGCACAAGGUUUUCCUACAGUAACACAUGUACACACUAUGAAGCAACAAAGCAUUAAGAUUUUUUUUUUCUCAGAAUUUCCGGACAUGGGUUAAAUUAUCAUUAUAUACCCUAUUAACCCCUUUUCACCUGGCCUGACAAAGACAUUCAAUACUGAACAUGGGCACACAAAAAAAAAACACAAAACAGUUUGGGAGAAAACAGUUAGAUCAAAAUCUUUACUUUACCAACUUACACUCUUCUUAUAUCACUAACCCUCACCGAAAACAUUACACCACACAAAUGUACAAUACAAAACCAAAAUAUUCAUAAAACAGAUUAUAGAAGAGGGUUGAAUCCUCUUUUCAUAAAUUUCAUUCAGUUAAAUUUUACCUGUAUAGCGCUUUUUAUAAACAGUUUACAGAAAUAUAGAAAUUCUGUAUGUAUCCCUAAUAUUAUUUAGACUUAUAACUGUAUACUAUAUGGUCAGAAAGUGUUAACUGUUGAUGCCACAUUUUUAAUUGUCAUCCUGAACUGCAACAUGUACUUCCCCAAGCCGAAUGCUUGACUUGUUCUAUUUCUAUACUGUUGUGUUGUGAUUUUUCUGUGUAUUACAGUAAUAAUAAAUAAUGAACUGUGAGUAUAG